AUGUCUUCAAACCCAAACAUAUUCAGCUCUUAUGGGGAUGAUACUACAAACUAUCAUGGUUUUGUUCCCAACUUCAGGAAUCAUAAUUCCAAAACAACUCGAUCGAUGUUCACUACCUCUGAUCACAUGAACCAUAGAGGUUUAUUCUCUUCUUCUCCCUCUUUUUCUUGCUACCAAAAUUCACAUGUCUCUUCAUCUUCUUUUGGAUUGAACAAUUCACAUAUGAAUUAUCAUAUGAAUAGUGAAAGUGAUUCUGUUCUUGGUGCUAAUUGUUUUCCUAUUACAAAUAAUCCUCAAUAUUCUCAAGUCUCUUUCACCCAAACAAUUACAAAUAGGUUUUCUGCAAUUGUUCCUAGCAAUCAAAUUUACAAUAUCCAAAAUGAUAUUGCACGUGUCCAACAUGACAUGGAUUUUAAAACCAAUAUGUGGAAUCGUCCUACAUCUUAUCGUCCAACCUUUCUUGAUAAAAACUGUGGGAUCUUGAACCCUAAACCGGUUAAUGCCAUUCCUCACCAAGACUCUCCUUAUCGUCAGCAUCUGGACAUGUUUUCUUCGUCAUCAAAGUACAACCAUGACCUACAUGUUCUCCAAGAAGGUCAAUCGUCAAGGAAAAGCCCUAAACCAAUCAAAUCUCAUGAUAAUUACAAUUCUGAUGAAGACGGGAGAAGUUAUGAUGUUCAAUAUGAUGGUCGGACACAUAGUUUGCCAUAUGAGAAAUACGGUCCAUAUACAUGUCCCAAGUGCAACAGUGUGUUUAACACAUCACAGAAAUUUGCUGCACAUAUGUCAUCUCACUACAAGGAUGAGACGAAAAAAGAAAGAGAUGAGAGGUAUCGUGCAAGGAUUAAAAACAAAUAUCACAAACUAAGCAGCAAUAUACAUGGUGGAUCUAAGAAGAUCAAACUGGAGGCGAUGGAGUAAGUGACAGCGAAGCUUUCAAACAAUUGUGAUGGUAAAGAAAGAGCAUGCUUAAGAGUUCUUUUGUUUAGUGGCUUCC
Brassica oleracea var. oleracea is the source of this 997-nucleotide messenger RNA. RefSeq lists its product as uncharacterized. Bases 1 to 921 code for a protein of 306 amino acids. The record is from RefSeq and is a predicted model, not a curated record. The transcript has a single exon. Lineage: Eukaryota; Viridiplantae; Streptophyta; Magnoliopsida; Brassicales; Brassicaceae.